AUGCGCGAGGAGGCAUGGCCUCGGCUGCUGUCAUCUUCCUUAUUGUUACCACCUCACAGAGACGGGGUUCAGGCUAGUUUGCUAGGUUGCAUGCACUUCCUUCAAAAUAAGCAAAUAUCUGUGUGUGCUUAUGGUGUACCAAGCACUACCCUUCACCUCCUUUCACCCACCUGCGGACCCCAUUCAAGUUCCUCACCAAUUUCCAGUUCAAGAUCCAGGUAUAUGUCUAGUUCCAGUUCUAGUCCUAUGUCCAGUUCCAGCUCCAGUAGUGAAUAUUCAGAAAUUAGCUUAUUAAUGUUUGAAAGCAUAAGUGAAGAAAGCUCAUCGUUAGACUCACCAUCAGAGGCCAGGCAAGAAAUGCAACAUAGGACCUUUGAUGAAGAUGACUCUUGGCCCUUCCCUAAUCUUGUUCAGUUUUUCAUCUUAAAUGAAGAUGAUCACGACAAACCUACAGGACUCAACAUAGCACAGAUUGAGAACUUGGCAGUAAGAACUUUUGGCCAAAUUGAUUCAUUAACAACCUGUUCUGUUUGCAUUACAGAAUACACAGAAGGGAACAAGCUUCGCACACUACCUUGUUCCCAUGUAUAUCAGGCCCACUGCAUUGAUCGCUGGCUGCCUGAGGACUCUACCUGUCCUAUUUGUUGCUGUAAAGAGAUAGACUCUAGUUACAGAGAAAAUUCUAGCUGA
Galeopterus variegatus (Sunda flying lemur) is the source of this 690-nucleotide messenger RNA. RefSeq names its product E3 ubiquitin-protein ligase RLIM-like. Bases 1 to 690 code for a protein of 229 amino acids. Lineage: Eukaryota; Metazoa; Chordata; Mammalia; Dermoptera; Cynocephalidae. The transcript has 2 exons. The record is from RefSeq and is a predicted model, not a curated record. Gene Ontology annotation, cellular component: nucleoplasm; cytoplasm.